UCUGGUCAGCUGACUGAUAUGCGGGGCUGUGAUUGGCUGGCGCAGCGCUGUACAGCUGGUCUGUGGGCAGAUGUGAAUGAGACAAGGCAGGCAGUGUUUCCCAGCCCGGGGCAGACACACAGACCCAGCGCAGCGAGCGGAUCAGCCGCGUUCCCGGGAUGCAGACAUGGGCUGCGGGGCGAGUGUGCUGCUGCAGCAGGCCUUCCGCUCAGCCAUGCGCAGGAACUGCCCCCACAUCUGCCCCCACCGCCACCAGCCGCCGUCUCUGGAGAUCCUGUCCCAGGAGGAGGGCUACACUGCCAGCCCACCCCACACUACCAUCGUCAUGCAGGAGAAGCCCAAGCAGAUCGACCCUCUGGACUAUGAGGCGGUGGUUUCUGAGCUGGACGCUGAGCUGAAGGAAGACCCCCUACGGGACCUGCUCCUCUUUCCUGACGAUGACUUCACAGUGAUUACUGUACCUGUGGAGAGGCGGACGCUGCUGUCCACGGUGCCGGAUGGAGCAGAACUGGCAGAGUGUCUGCUGGUCAGACAGGCCUGCAAGUAUUACAACUCCCCGCAGCACCUGGUCCAAUAUAAAUAUGAGGAGUACGCCGCGGAUUACCGCCUACUGCCCAGAAAGCUGAGUAAGACUGAGAAGUUGCCGUCCCACUCUUUUGAGAUUGACCAUGAGGAUGUGGAUAAAGAUGAGGACACGACAUCAUUAUCUUCUUCGAAAGGAGGAGGGGGUGGCAGCGGGGGCGGGGGCUUGGGGGUGUUCAGGUCUGGGUGGCUCUACAAAGGAAACUUCAACAGCACCGUCAACAACAGCAUCACUGUGCGGUCUUUCAAACGGCGGUAUUUCCAGCUGACGCAGCUGACGGACAGCUCCUACAUCAUGAACUUCUACAAAGACGAGAAGAUCUCCAAGGAGCCCAAAGGGUGCAUCUUCCUGGACUCCUGUACGGGUGUGGUGCAGAAUAACCGGCUGCGGAAGCACGCCUUCGAGCUGAAGAUGAACGAGGUGACGUACUUUGUGCUGGCGGCUGAGAGCGAGCAGGACAUGGAGGACUGGAUCUCCACCCUGACCCGCAUCCUGCAGAUCCGCCCCCAGGACGGCCCGCUUCUGGACCGCAAGAGCGUGGACCUGACCGACACGCGGCAAGAUGUCAUAGAGCUGUCCUUGAGUGACACCGGUCUCCCUGACAACGAUGAACUGCCAAAUGGUUUAAACCCUGAUCUGGCCCGGUACAUAAGUGAAACGGAGGACACAGUGCACGCUGCGCGGCAGGAGGAAAGGCUCAACCUGUUCUCUCUGGACUCAGACAUUCUUGUGCAGCGGAGCCCCCGUGGGGAGUUCACAGCGGGGGAGCCGCAGGUGGUGCGCCCGUUUGAGGAGAAGCUGGGGAAGAGGUUCAUGAUCUCCUGUCGAACCCUGAAGCUGACCCUGCAGGGCUGCGUGUGCGAGACAGAGAACGGGCCCAUCACAAACGUGAAUCGAGCCUUCUUCGUUACGCUGGCUCUGUUCGACGUGCGGGACGGCCGGAAGGUCUCGGCCGAUUUCCACGUGGAUCUGAACCAUGAGGCCGUGCGGCAGAUGCUGGGCGGGGCUGGGGGCCCGGGGACCCCGCAGGAGAACGGCCUCUGCUCACCUGCAGAAAAGACACCCGGAGACUGCCAGCUGCCCCCACAACCGGACACCUGGCUGCAAUUCCCCAAACAGUAGCCUUACCGGCAGGCCAUCUUCUCGGUGACUAACCCACACCCGGAAGUUGUGCUGGCUGCCCGGGUUGAGAGGUGGCUGAUGGGAAAUAUCGCCAGUGGGGCGGAGCCUUAUAUCAAGAACACUGACUCCAGCAAAACUGUUCAGAAAAUAGUGAAAUCCAACAAGCAGUUCUGUAGCAAACUGGGGAAAUACCGGAUGCCUUUUGCCUGGUGUGUGAGGUCAGUGUUCAAGGACAGCCAGGGCACCUUGGACAGAGACUCUCGCUUCUUCCCCCCUAUUCAAGAGCAGGAGAGCAACAAGAUCUCCACAGACGACCUGUUCAAGCUUAUCUCUGAGUUCCGGAGGGCAGAGAGGGCCAGUAAACUGCAGACCAUUCCGGGAAGCCUGGAGAUAUCAGUGGACUGUGUGCCUAUGGAGCAUCCCAAACUGUGUGACUCCUCCUACGUUCCCGUUAAACCGUUGAGGGACUGUGAGCAGCACCCACCCACUGUGCAGGUGGAGGAGAUUGUCCAGGAGUUCGCCCAAGUUCUGCCAUCCGUACAGAGUCUACAAGAACACAUCUACGUGUACCCCAGACACCUAAAAUAUUACGACAGCCAGAAGACCUUCGCCAAGGCGCGGAACAUUGCCCGCGACGUGGAGUUCCGGAGCUCCGAUGCCGAGGUGGCCAAACCCCUGAGGUGCAUCUACGGAAAGCCAGGAGGUCCAGUUUUCACCACAGCAGCCUGCUCAGCUGUCCUGCACCACUCCCAGAACCCUGACUUCUGUGAUGAGGUGAAGAUCGAGCUGCCCACUCAUCUCCAUGACAAACACCACCUGCUCUUCUCCUUCUACCAUGUGACCUGUGACAUCAACGCCAAGACCAACGCCAAGAAGAAAGAGGCACUAGAGACUCCAGUGGGGUAUGCCUGGCUCCCCCUGCUGAAGGAGGGGCGCUUGGCCUCUCAGGAGUUCAACAUCCCUGUGUCCAGCGUCCUGCCCCAGGGGUACCUGCUCACCAAGGAGCCCGGAGCAGGGAAGAACGGAACAGACCUGAAGUGGGUGGAUGGUGGAAAGGCCAUAUUUAAGGUGGCUACACACGUCCUGUCCACAGUCUACACUCAGGACCCCCACCUGAACCGCUUCUUCCAGGAGUGUCAGAAAGGAGAGCUGGAUCUGUCAAUGCCGACGACUUCAAACUUCCUCACCAGCCUGAAGGGUCUCCUCAGUGUGGAGAAGAGUCAUGUGAUCAUCCACUUCCUGCCAGUGCUGUUUAACCAGCUGUUUAAGGUGCUGACACAGAAUGACAACGAUGAGGUCACUACUGCCACCACCAGGGUUCUGGUUCACAUUGUUUCUAAGUGUUAUGAAGAUAGCCUGGAAGCCUACUUGCACUCUUACAUAAAGUUUGUGUUCCGUACAGAGAGCCACGGUUUUCGGACAGUGCAUGAAGAAUUGGCCAAAGGCAUGACCUCUGACCUUAAGAGCAACGAACAGAUAGCCGUGAGGAACAUCCUGAAGUUCUCCUGGUUCUUCUUUGAGCUGAUCAGUAAGUCCAUGGCUCAGCACCUGGUCGACUCGGACAAGCUGCAGGUCCCUCGACCACAGAGGUUCCCGUCCUCCUACCUGAGCAAGCUGGAGGCUCUGAUCAUGACCACAGCUGAUCACGUCUUCUGGAAGACCAAAGAUAUGCCCGAGGAGACACACAGCGCUAACCUGGCGGUCGCCAGCUUCAUCAAGCGCUGCUUCACGCUCAUCGACCGAGGAUUCACCUUCAAACUCAUCAGCGGCUACAUGAACAUUAUCGCAGCCGCGGAGAACAAGGCGCUGUGUGAGUUUAAGUUUGAGUUCCUGCGGGAGGUGUGUAACCACGAGCACUACAUCCCUCUCAGCCUGCCAAUCCCCUCCGCCCGCAUCACAGAUCGCGCCUGUUCACCGGAGGCACAGAACACACAGGUGGACGUGCCCGAGUACAGCCUGACGGGGGAGUUCUGCAGGAAGCACUUCCUGACGGGGCUGUUGCUGCGGGAACUGGGCCUGGCGCUGCAGGAUGAGCAGGACCUCAGACACUUGGCGCUCGCCAGCCUCAAGAACCUGAUGGCCAAGCACUCCCUGGACCCCCGCUACGCCCACAGGGACAGGGAGGCGCGGAUUGCAGCUCUGUAUCUGCCCCUGUACGGCCUCAUCUUGGACAACAUGCCCCGCUUCUUCCUCCGAGACCUCUUCCCCGUCUGCUUCACGACCAGCGACCAGGGGUCCCGGGACGACCUGAGUGUGGGGGGGGGGCUUCCGGGGCAGAUGGCACUCUCUCUGCGGCACGGAAACUCUGUGGAUGCCUCAUUCUCCAAAGAGGUCCUCAACUCCAUCACAGCCUUCUCCUCCUUGGCAGUUUCCAUGGGUAACCAUGCAGGCUCGCGGGGGUCCGUGGCCAGUAUUGAGUCGAACCCGAGCACCAGCGACAAGAACAGCGAGAAAACUGACGGCUGUGAGCGGUUUGUACGCCCCCAGUCCCUGAUUGGCUUUGGCUCCCGGUUCGACAAGCUGGACCAGGCUGAGACCCACAGCCUCCUCCUGUGUUUCCUCCACAUCAUGAAGACCAUCUCUGAGGAUGUCAUGGUUUCUUACUGGCAGAGAGCAGUGCAUCAGGAGAUCUCCGACUUCUUCAACAUCUUAGAGCUCUGCCUCCAGCACUUCAGGUUUCUGGGGAAACGGCACAUUGCCAGGAAGCUAGCAGCAGCGGUCAAGUUGGCUCAGUCCACCCACAACAAUGGCAACCUGAAAGGCUCAAACACUUCCACCCAGUCCUCCGGUCUGCUCCCGCAAUGGAUGGUCUCCAGUCAGGACGGUCACCGCCACGCCCGGUCCCAGACCAUGCCCAUCCUGCGGGGGAAGAACGCACUCACCAACCCCCGGCUGCUGCAGAUGAUGGAGUCCAGUGGCAGCACGUUGGACGGAGACUCUCUGAGCCCCACGGCCAUGGAGGCCAACCUGUCCACCGAAGUGGCCCUGACUGUGCUCGACAUCCUCGGGCUCUUUGUGCAAAACCACAAGAAACAGCUGCAGCAGGAGGAUGGACAGAACCCCCUGAUGAAGAAGGUCUUGGACACCUACCUGCUCUUCUUCCAGAUCAACCAAUCAACCACCACGCUGCGGCACGUGUUCGCUGCCCUGCGGCUUUUUAUACACAAGUUCCCUGCAGUGUUUUUCCAGGGUAAAGCAGAACUGUGUGGCUCGCUGUGUUACGAGAUUCUGAAGUGCUGUAACCACCACAGCAGCUCGACUCAGACUGAGGCCUCCGCUCUGCUCUACUUCAUCAUGAGGAAGAACUUUGAGUUCACCAAGGGGAGGUCCAUCGUGCGCUCGCACCUGCAGCUCAUAAAGGCAGUGAGUCAGCUGAUUGCGGAUGCGGGCAUCGGAGGGUCGCGCUUCCAGCAGGCCCUCGCCAUCAUCAAUAACUUCGCCAACGGAGACGCGCCGCUGAGGAAUACCUCAUUCCCAGCAGAGGUGAAGGACCUGACCAAGCGGAUCCGCACUGUGCUCAUGGCCACGUCUCAGAUGAAGGAGCAUGAGAAGGAUCCGGAAAUGCUGGUGGACCUGCAGUACAGCCUGGCCAACUCCUACGCCAGCACUCCUGAGCUCCGGCGUACCUGGCUGGAGAGCAUGGCGAAGAUCCACGUCCGCAACGGGGACCUGUCUGAGGCAGCCAUGUGUUACGUUCACAUCUCAGCUCUGGUCGCUGAGGAUCUGAAGAGGAGAGGUUACUGGAAAACAGACAAGCCCAGGAACUGGAGCGCGCUCCCAGAGGAGGCUAAUGGCAUUAACUGUACCCCCUUACUAACCCCGCGGGACGGAGAAUCCUCGUUCUGCAUGGGCUGGGCAGCCUUCCUGUGCAUCACCCCCAACGUGAAGGAGGAGGGCGCCAUGAAGGAGGACACGGGCGCACAGGACACGCCCUACACUGAGGACACGCUGGUGGAGCAGCUGGAGCUCUGUGUCGAUUACCUGUGGAAAUCAGAGAGACACGAGCUCAUCGCUGACGUCAACAAACCCGUCAUUGCCGUCUUCGAGAAGAGGAGGGACUUCAAGCGCCUGUCGGAGCUGUACUAUGACAUCCACCGCUCGUACCUGAAGGUGACGGAGGUGGUGAACUCGGAGAAGCGGCUGUUCGGCCGGUACUACCGCGUAGCGUUCUACGGGCAGGCUUUCUUCGAAGAGGAGGAGAGUAAGGAGUUUAUCUAUAAGGAGCCCAAGCUGACCGGCCUAUCAGAGAUCUCCCAGCGCCUGCUCAAACUGUACUCUGACAAGUUUGGGGCUGACAACGUCAAGAUGAUCCAGGACUCCAAUAAGGUAAACCCCAAAGACCUGGACGCCAAGUUUGCCUACAUUCAGGUGACGUACGUUACCCCAUACUUUGAGGAGAAGGAGCUGCAGGAGCGGAGGACGGACUUUGAGAGGCAUCACAACAUCAAGCGCUUCGUGUUCGAGACCCCCUUCACCCUGUCUGGCAAGAAGCACGGAGACGUGGAGGAGCAAUGCAAGAGAAGGACCAUACUGACCACCAGCUCCACCUUCCCUUACCUGAAGAAGCGUAUCCAGGUGGUGGAGCAGCAGAGCACAGAGCUGAACCCCAUCGAGGUGGCCAUCGAUGAGAUGUCCCGCAAGGUGUCCGAGCUCAACCAGCUCUGCAGCAUGGAGGAGGUGGACAUGAUCCGCCUGCAGCUCAAACUGCAGGGCAGCGUCAGCGUCAAGGUGAACGCAGGCCCCAUGGCCUAUGCCCGGGCUUUCCUGGAGGAGAAGAACGCCAAGAAAUAUCCCGACAACCAGGUCAAACUUCUCAAGGAGAUAUUCAGGCAGUUUGCAGACGCGUGCGGCGAGGCGCUGGAUGUGAACGAGAGGCUGAUAAAGGAGGAUCAGCUGGAGUACCAGGAGGAGAUGAGGGUUCAUUACAGAGACAUGCUGGCCGAGCUGUCUGCAGUCAUGAACGAGCAGAUUCAGCACUCCAAGUCUGCUGGGCCGGAGCGGCUUCACACCUGCUGAUCUCCAGCAGAAGCAGAAAAAUGACUUUGAACUGGAAAUGAGGGAACAGCUGUUACAAUCUGAGUUUAAAAACCUGUCAUGCAGUUUGCAGUCCAGGGGUGUGUCCCUCUGUCUCAGGCCACUGCUAUUAUAAAGCUUAUUGUGUUUCUGCCAGUCUCCCUCCCACACACACGCACACGCACACAUACACGCACACGCACACGCACACAUACACACACAUACACACGCACGCACACGCACACAUAC
Messenger RNA from Anguilla anguilla (European eel), 6967 nucleotides. RefSeq names its product dedicator of cytokinesis 10 (gene dock10). The record is from RefSeq and is a predicted model, not a curated record. Gene Ontology annotation, biological process: positive regulation of GTPase activity; dendritic spine morphogenesis; regulation of cell migration. Lineage: Eukaryota; Metazoa; Chordata; Actinopteri; Anguilliformes; Anguillidae. Gene Ontology annotation, molecular function: guanyl-nucleotide exchange factor activity.